UGUGCCGCACAAUUUUCGAGACAAAUCUUACUGCAACUAAGCAAUAACAAUUUUUAACUUUCUCAAUACAGAACGGUGAAGAAGUCUAAAUACUAAACGGACAAAUUCAAUCACUUACGUAUUAAUAAAUCAGUUUCUACAGUAAUUACAUCAUUUUCCUCGGGGCAAGCAAUAUCUAAAAAAUAAAAUAAAACGAAGAUGUCUGCUAUAAAAGUUACAAGUUCUGUGUAGUCGCUCACGUCAGUCCGUUUUGUUUGAUUUUCUCAUAGGAAAAAAUGUAUUGGAGGAGAAAAAGGUUUUCCUAUACUUAAUCUUGACUGAAAAUUGAUUGGAAAUAGUUUGACGACGAAAAAAUAUUAUUUAGGGCAUUUUCUGUGUUUUGGUCAUUUCCUGCUCUGGCUAUUAACAAAAAUUAUAGCAACCGUGUGCAGUAAAAUAUGGAAAAAGAAAAGUUUGCUUUUGCACGAUCUAGUCUGGAUAAAUUAAGAAAUGGAAUUUCUUGCCUUCGUAUGGAAUUUUCGAACUGCAAAUUAUAAUCAAAAGAAAUAGGGACCACAGAGGUUUGUAGGUUUCACGAUGCAAUGGAGGUUCUAAUAGCAAAAGACUUGGAAACAUUGUAGGACUGAGAAGAACUGAUUUCUUUAGAACACAUGAAUGUAUAUAGCCGUUCUGCAAUCACAAACACAUUGCUGCUGUGCUCUGGUGCUCGAGUCUGUUCCAUCUUUUUAGCUUCUAUCUAAUGCACGCAAAUCUCAUCUACCCACUAAAUAACUGUAACAAAAAUUCGUUUAUGAGUGUGAGCCUAUAAAACAUUAUUUUUUCCUUAUUUGGAUCGAACCGUCGAUUGCUUUUCUAGCAUGUACAGAUAUGAUUAAACAUCCCUUCUAGACGCAACUCAGUGUGUGUUUAUCGCGGAAAAAGUCACGCCUCAGCACACUUUCAAUUUCUGUCAACGAUUAGUUGAUAUAUGUGUAUUUGCAAAGAGGUAUCAACAAAUAGAAAAAUGUUUUCCUAUUCCCUUUUUAGCUAUAGCUCUCCUUAUAAACUGUUGUCAUAUGAUGGUCACAGCUGGAUAGAUUUCAUAUAUUUUUUUGUACUAAGACAAAAAAGAAGAGCAUAAGAAAAGGAUUUCUCUUAGUGUACAGGUGUAGUACUAAUUUUCGAUCACAAGUAAAGCAGACGAGCAAGUAAGUGCAUAUUUGUUAACAGUAAAAGGAAUAUCACACCAUCUCUUUGUUCGUUUUAAAGCCUGAAAUGUAUUGAGCAGGCAUCGUCCUCUUGCUCAUUACGUGUGUGUAUGCUGACGAUGGUGUUGGUCAAAAACUAACUGAUCAACUGAUUCAACAGGCACCUUUGUUUGGUCUCAAAAUUGAUCAGUCAAAAACCUUUGUUAGUUCACCGAAGAAUAAUCCUAAUACAGUUGGUGCAAGUGUACCAUUGACAAAUGGUGAUGGCAUCCGUGUAACAUCAGAUCAAUUGAAAGCAGGUGAUGUUGAUGUUGCAUUUCAAUGUGUCCAAUCCCGAACAGAACAAAAUGGUUGUAACAAGGUACGACUGACUGGCUAUGAUCGAGUUAAGAAGCAGCCGACAUUCUCGUUGAUCGACCAGAAGGGUAAUGUUGUACAACCAAGUCGUAUGAUUAUCAUCUUCUUCUGCAGUCCAUGUUGUGUCUCUAUAUUGAUGGUGACUAUUAUGGAUGUUGGGACAUUAUCAUUAUAA
Molecule: messenger RNA, 1719 nt
Organism: Didymodactylos carnosus
Lineage: Eukaryota; Metazoa; Rotifera; Eurotatoria; Philodinida; Philodinidae
Source: the annotation of a GenBank genome assembly